Babjeviella inositovora NRRL Y-12698 is the source of this 1362-nucleotide messenger RNA. RefSeq lists its product as uncharacterized. The transcript has a single exon. Gene Ontology annotation, molecular function: transmembrane transporter activity. Gene Ontology annotation, biological process: transmembrane transport. The coding region runs from base 1 to 1362 and encodes 453 amino acids. The record is from RefSeq and is a predicted model, not a curated record. Lineage: Eukaryota; Fungi; Ascomycota; Pichiomycetes; Serinales. Gene Ontology annotation, cellular component: fungal-type vacuole membrane.
AUGGCUCUCGCCCAACAUGAGGACUCCUCAUUACGUCAAGUCCUGGGUAUUGUUGGCGCUGAUAGUUUGACAAACGAGGAAGAAGAAUCGUAUCCCGAUGGCGGAAGAGAUGCCUGGAUGGUGGUUCUAGGCUCUUUUUUAGGCUUGACCUUUGAUUUCGGUUUGAUCAAUAGUUUGGGAACCAUCCAAACGUACAUCUCCACUCACCAGUUGGUAGACGUUCCCCCAUCCACUGUCUCCUGGAUCUUUUCCAUUCUUUUGACAACCAACUUUGGCUUCUGCUUGAUCGGAGGGACUCUCUUUGACCACUACGGGUCUCGUUUACCAAUGACGGUUGGAAUGUUUUUAUCCACCGCUGGUUUGCUUGGCACUGCUAGCUCGCAAACAGUAUACCAGUUUAUUCUCUCGUUUGGUGUAUGCACUGGCUUGGGGUUGGCCUUCCUCCAAACCCCGCUCUUUUGUCUCGUAUCACACUGGUUCAGCCAAAAGCGAGCCAUGGCCGCUGGCUUGGCCACCCUUGGCGUCUCGGUAGGAGGCGUAGUCCUCCCCUUGUUGCUUUCAUCCUUAUACACCUCUGUUGGGUUCUCAUGGGCCAUUCGGGUUUUGGCGUUGCUCUGCUUUGUGUCUUCUGGGAUCUCCAUCUGGUUGACAAAAGAGCGCUUUCGCAUGGUGAGAGCCAGUACUGGCCCUAUGGACGUCAGUCAGACACAGCACCAGAACUUGCUUGCGCGGAUAAAAUCCCAGAUCAACAACCUUGUGGAUCUCAAGGCGUUUAAAAAUCCGCGCUUUACGCUAUGCGCGCUUGGGAUGGCUGGAGCCGAAGUCUACCUCAUUACCGCGAUGACUUACUUCUCUUCCUACGCCGUGGCGCAGGGAGUAGAAGAGAGGACUGCGUAUCUUUUGAUCACAGUCAUCAAUGCAUCAGGUAUUAUUGGAAGGUUCCUUCCGGGAGUUAUGGUGAGUAAGUUUGGAUGUUUCAACGUUAUCACAGGCAUGCUUUUACUCGUGACAUUGAGUAUCUUUACCCUUUGGCUUCCCUUGGGAAACCAACUACCGAUUUUGUAUGCGUUUGCCGCUCUAUUGGGCGUCACUUCCGCUAGCAUCCUUUGUCUUGCACCAGUGUGCCUAGCCCAGGUGACCCCGAUCAAGAGCUACGGCCGGUGCUACGCCAUGGUGUUUUUGAUGGUGGCUGUUGGAAACCUUGUGUUCAUUCCAGUCUCCGGUAUCCUUAUUGGCAACGAGUCGAGAAGAAAUUACAACCACUUUGUUUUGUUCUGUGGCUUACUCAGUGUGCUCGUGACGAUAUGCUUUUGCGGGGCUAGAUACUCCUUGACUGGGAAAGCCGUAGCCGUUAGGGUUUGA